Mizuhopecten yessoensis (Yesso scallop) is the source of this 2637-nucleotide messenger RNA. RefSeq names its product 3-[(3aS,4S,7aS)-7a-methyl-1,5-dioxo-octahydro-1H-inden-4-yl]propanoyl:CoA ligase-like. The transcript has 2 exons. The record is from RefSeq and is a predicted model, not a curated record. NCBI's taxonomy places the organism in Eukaryota, Metazoa, Mollusca, Bivalvia, Pectinida, Pectinidae. The coding region runs from base 77 to 1744 and encodes 555 amino acids.
AUAAAGCAUCACUAUAGUUUAAUACAUCGCCGAACAGAGAAGCCACCUUGAACGUCGAGACUGAAUAACAGUAACUAUGAGCAAGUGGAGUUAUCUUCACUCACCUCCAACUCUACCGAACAGUUACAGCAGUUUAAAUGACGCUAUAAAGAGAAAUGCAGAAACCUCUCCAAAUACAGAGGCGUUCAUCUAUCGUAGUCUAGAUGGAGCUCGCCAGAGUAUCACCUUUAGUGACCUCUAUGAAAAAUCGAGAUGUGUGGCCAAGUACCUCAUCACCUCCGGUGUAUCGCGGCAGGACAAAGUUGGCGUUUUUGGUCCUAACACAAUUGCAAGAAUCGUAGCGGAGUUUGGCAUCUUAUUGGCAGGAGGGGUUGUCCUUCAACUCAAUAUCGACGUCAAAAAUGCCAGCGACGCCGCCGAUAUUUUAGACAAGGGUAGAUGCAGAAUUGUGUUUGCUGAUCCUGGUGAGAACGAUGUUUUGAUUCCAGUUAUUAGUAGUCUGGAAAAUGAGGAAACUAAUAAAAAGCAAAAGCAUCAGAUCAUCUUUUUGAGAAAAUCAAGUUCAAAAAAGAUCGUCCACACCCAAAUCAGCGACAUUCAAAGCGAAGAUAAUGCAGGUACGGUUUUGCCGGAGGUAUAUCCCGAAGAUGACGCAAUUAUAUUUACUACUUCCGGUAGUACUGGUAAGCCUAAAAUGGUUGUCCAUAGUCAUUUAAAUUUCAUUGGCGCCUUUGAAUCCUACGUCCGUACAAUGCAAGAAACAAAAAAAUCCUUUAACAAUCGUCCUUUUUGCUGGCUUGGUGGAACACUAGCAAUUCCAAUAGUUAUGGGAUCUCCUAUGGUUUUCACCGACUCAAAUUUAAGCACAACAGUGGACGGAGUCAAAACCAUUUGGAAAAUUAUGAAAGAAGAAGAUGUAGACAGUGCUUUGUUGAUGCCAUAUGUUCUGCAUGACCUUAUCACAGAGCAAGACAAUAUCGAAGACGAUGGAUUCCGGUUGCAGUCCAUAACGACUGGUGGUCAAAUUAUAGACGAUCUCUGCACAAAAGUAUUAGGAAGGUUCUGCAGAUCAUUUUCAGUUGGAUACGGUUCAACAGAGGCCAUGGCCGGCACCUUUCUGCCUGCUCUUCAUCCGGGGGAUCACCUCGAAACUGGAAAUGUAGGAACUCCUUACAACGGUGUAGAAGUCAGGAUCGUCGACCCAGAAGGGCGUCCAACAAAAAUAGGGCAGAUAGGUGAAAUUCAGAUCAGGAGUAGCUUUUUGAUGAAAGAAUAUUUCGCAGAUGAAGCUAUGACGAAGAAAGCAUUUACAGAUGAUGGGCAUACAUGGUUGAAAAUGGAAGAUCUUGGUUUGAUUACGUCAUCAGGAGAACUGAUCAUACGCGGUAGAGUGAAAGAUAAUAUUUCCCGCGGUGGAAGGAAUGUGCUGCCGGCGUUGGUGGAUGACGUAGUACAGCAUCUAGAAGGUCUCCGUCUCGUGGCGACAGUGGCAGUACCAGAUGCACGGAUGUAUGAAGAAGUAUGUGUCUGCUUCAUAGCAGAGGAAGGGGUUGACCUGUCUCCAUCAGACGUUCAGCGUUAUUGUGAAGAAAAAUUCUCCAAUGAUAGAUCGUCAGAUGGCAUGGGGUCUAUGCCCAAAUAUUUUGUCAGAUUCGACGAUUUUCCAACGCUCUUCACUGGGAAGCCCGAUAAACAGGAUCUGAGGCGACGGGCAGCAGGGCGCCUAAAUCUUCCUGUCCGUUGAUAAGAAAUCAUUACUGUAUGUCAUGCAGAUAACAAUUUAUUCUCUUAUAUAUUUGUAUUUCAUACAAAAAAUAUCUUAAACAGAACACAAGACGUAUUUUGUCACAACAAGUUAACAACGUGAUGAGAAAACAGCGUAAAUGAAACUGGUUAAGUUAUUUAAGUUCUAAUAUAUAUUCUGAAAGAAAUUUGAAAAUCUUGGAAGGGUGAGUCGUUCUUUUCAAACUUCCAGGAAAACUAUUUUACUUUGUGUUGUAUAUGGCAGGUAUAUUUGUAUAUCAUGUUUGCCCAUUUAUCUCUGAAGGCACAUUUGAAGUCGUCCAAAUUAAAGGAUGAAUAGUUCAUUAUGAAAUUCGAGGGGCGAAUGAGCUUACAUUAAUAGUGAGAGUUAAUUCACAAUAUGGGUCUGUUUAUUAUCGGAAAGACAUUACUUAAUUGACGAUGAUGCUGUUCAUAUUGAUAUUGAAGUUACAUUGUUGUUUAUAGGUGUUUUACACAACUUGAUUGUGAAGUUUCACAAUUCAAUUUGCAUGACUGGUAAGCUUAUUGAAGUAAAACAAAAGAUAACUAAAUACAAAUUCAAAUUACGAAAUACAUGUGUGAUAAUGUACGUUUUAUAAUUUCCUUAUGCACUUCAUACAGAAAAUUAUUUCAAAAGUGUGUUAAUUAUAACAAUGUCGUGAAUUUAAAAACAAUAAUUGAGGUUGUCAUUAUUUGUCAUUUUUAUCUUUCAUAUAUCUUCCAUGUUUUACAUUCCAAGAAAACAAUUAAUGGUAAUAACUGCAUUGAAAUAAGAAAAAAUAUUAAAAGAAUGCUCAUCAAAUCUUUUCCAUAUCUACUAUUUUACUUUUCACGUUACCUAUUGAUGCAUGUUAAUGCUAAUAAAUCAUUAUU